Molecule: messenger RNA, 1334 nt
Organism: Daucus carota subsp. sativus
Lineage: Eukaryota; Viridiplantae; Streptophyta; Magnoliopsida; Apiales; Apiaceae
Product: dof zinc finger protein DOF2.1
Exons: 2
Coding region: 192-1139 (315 amino acids)
Biological process (GO): regulation of DNA-templated transcription
Molecular function (GO): DNA-binding transcription factor activity; DNA binding
Source: RefSeq, a predicted model, not a curated record
CGUAUGUUCAUGGACGACCCAUCACAAAAAAAGCGUUUGUAUAUUAAGGCGCACUAGACCUGGUCCAAGAUACAUAGAUUCAUUCUUGCAUUCCAGAAAACAUAAGCCAACAAAGUCAUUUUUACAUUAAACAAAGGCAAGUUUUGUUUGUUCCAUCCACUGCAGUAGAUCAACAAAGAGUUGAAGAAAAGAUGAUUCAAGAGGUAUUUGGUGGUAACGUCAGCAAUCAUACUGCAGCAGAGGGCCUUAGUGUUGGUAAAAGAGAAGCUUCAUUACCUCCUCCCACCGGAGUUCUACAAUCUUCCUCCACCACUACCACUACCACAACUAACCCUAAACCGUCAUCCGAAAACUCAAAUCCACUCAGAUGCCCUCGCUGUGACUCUUCAAACACCAAGUUUUGCUACUACAAUAAUUAUAACCUCACUCAGCCUCGUCACUUCUGCAAGACUUGUCGUCGCUAUUGGACUAAAGGAGGUGCCCUCCGUAAUGUCCCUAUAGGAGGUGGAUGCCGGAAAAACAACAAGGCUAACAUCAGCCAUGCGAUCUCAUCCGCACUUGAAAAACCUACUACUGGAAAAUACAUAAGGUCUCAUAUACUGACGUCAGAGAACAUGCUGCAGGGAAAAGCUUCAUCAGCCUAUUUAGGCGGAUCCGAUCAUGGAGGCCUCUCCACACACUCUCUUCUAUGGACCUCCCCUCAGACUAGUCAUUUGCUAGCACUGCUCAGGUCUAACCAAGCCCAAAACCCUGACCCUAACUACGAUUGUUCCAAUAUCAUAAAUUCUGUAAAGGAAGAAGGGCCCUUUUUGAAUGGAUCAGGAGGCUUCCGGUUGGAUCCAUAUAGUAACAACCUAAAUAAUCAACAACAAAGUGGUGGCUUCAUAGGGCAAAAUCUAAAUAAUCAAGAUCAGGUUUGUGAUCAAAGGGCUAGCUUUAAAUCUGCAGAAAAUUACUAUUCUGAUAAUUAUGCGGCAGCUAAUUUACUUAUGGGAAGUGGGCAUACUCCUUCGGCUAAUUGUUCAGACAUUUUGGAGUCGACUCCGGUGCUCGGAGGAGGUCAUCAGUUAGUCGGUUGUUGGAAUAAUGCAUCACUUUCAAGGCCUGAACUACCCACAACCGACGGUGCAUACCAUUAGAAAAAUGGCUCUCUCUCUUUUUUUUAAUGUUUAUUUAUAUGUCUUGUUAAUUUUCUUCCUUUGUCACCUGCCUUCACGGUAAUUAAGCUAGGGUUUGAGAUUAUUAGGCUCUGGUGUAUCUAUAAAGGCAUAAAGCUAGUUUGGUCUGGCAUGGUUGUGAUGUAUAAAUAUGGUCGAAGUUUAUCUUUCAUUGAA